UAACUUUAAUGUCUUUACUCCCUGGAAGCUUGGUAUUGCUAUAUAUAGCACGGUAAAAGAUCUGGGAGGACAUAUGAAUCGUGCUUGUUUUAACCUGUUUCGCCUUUCUAAUCUGUUUUAAACCUUUUUUUUCCCAUCUAAACUUGUUUUUUCUUCAGUAGUCACCUUACUCAAAAAAUGGUGACACUGAAACAUGAUAGCCAUGAGCAUGAACUCAAUCUUACAGAAGUUGAUGCUUAUAUGGUAGGGAAAGGCAAGUGUGGUGUUUGCGAAAUGCAGAUUAAUGAAGCCUCUUCGAUAUACAAAUGCCUUAGAGAAGAUUGUCCUAACAAUUCGCUAUCAUUAUUCUUCUUUCUCCACAAAAGCUGCGCGGAAUUACCAAAACAAAUCACGCACCCUCACCACCCACAGCACUCGCUUGUCCUUGGCCGUGAGUAUAAUCAAGAAAUUGUGAAAUUGACGAGAGGAUCACUUCCACACCUCACAGCAUGCAAGCUUUGCUCGCGUCAGAUAGAUGAACAAAUGUGGAACUAUUUUUGUAAGGCUUGUUCUUAUGAGUUUCUGCUUCCAACCAAUGCAUACCUACAUAUUUUUACGUUUUCUUUGUGCAUAAGAUGCGCUAUAAUGGAGCCGGCUAUUCAUCAUGAAGGACACAAGCAUCACAGAUUAACGUUACUAAGGAGGCAGCUCUCGUUAAUCUGUGAUGCUUGUGGAAUAACAAAAGAAAAUGACUUUUGUUAUUCAUGCCUCCCGUGUCAAUUCUGGAUCCACAGCAGUUGUGCUGCUUCACCAGCCACCAUUAAGCUCCGGUUUCACCAGGACGACACGCUCCACCUGAUCUAUUCUGUUCCUCACAUGUACAGAAGCUUCACGAGACACUGCCAAAUCUGUAAGAAUGAAGUUUUGAAAGAUAAGUGGGCUUAUUUCUGCGAAGACUCUGGAUAUUUCGUCCACAUAACGUGUGCCAGAACAUUGUUAGCAUAUGGCGAAAAUGAGAUUAAACACGAGGCAGAGGAGGAAGAGGAGGAUUAUGCACAACCACAUCCUGAUCUGCUGCAAUUUCCAUUGCCUAGCACCGACUCUUUAGUCGCGAAUCUGCUGGCAUACCACCAAUUAAAAAAUCCAUCAACCAUAACCAAUCCAAUAGCAGAGGAGCCAGUAAUUCAGCAUUGGAGUCAUGAACAUCAUCCAUUGGUUCUCUCGGAAAAAUCUACUUUCAAGGGUGAUGCUGACAGUGAUGAUGAUGAGAACGACGACAUCUUAAUUUGCAACGGAUGCACUACUCCCAUCUUAAAUCAACACAAAUACUAUCAGUGCAUCCGCUGCAACUACUUCCUCCAUAUUUCCUGCGCCAAUCACUUGCCAAUCAAGUUCCCCGCGGGAAAAUGUCUAGCAGACCCUGACCACUCUCUCAACCUCGACAAAUUAGAAAUUAAAUUGGGACGUAAUUUAUCUAUUGCCUUCUGCCACUCCUGCCAUCUACCAACCAAUGGAUUCGGCUAUCGUUGCAAUAGCUGUUCCAAACUUACUGACAUCAUCUGUUGCUUGUUACCAGACAAGAUCAAACACGAUAGCCACAAGCACGCCUUGGUCCAGCAUUUUAAUCAUCCUUCAUUCAAAAUGUACCAAAACAUUUGCACCGCAUGCUUAGCACCCGUGCUGGAUGGAUUCGACUACAGAUGUGAAACAUGCAUCGACGUCCAGAUCCAUCAGCAUUGCGCGAUGCUAUAUCCAAAAUCCAUUACUCACCGCUUUGACUCGCACACAAUCUCUCUGCUAUAUCCUCCAAUAUAUUACAAGGGCAUUAAAUACUGCGAGAUCUGUGAGCUUCAAGUCAAUCCAGAAGCUUGGUUGUAUUGGUGUCGCCACUGCGACCAAUGUUUCCAUCCUAAUUGCAUUCGGGCAUGGCAUAAUAUGAAGCUUGGCGACAAAAUAUUUAAUGGCGGAAUUCACCGCCAUAAGUUAACAUUAGUGGCAAUAGACAAAGAUCGAUACCCUCAGCGUAUUCAUAAAUCUCUCGCGUGUAAUCAAGGACAUGAUAAUGGCAGCAGUCUGGACGUCUACUUGGAGUGUGCUGGUUGUUUUUUUAUUUUGUAGAUCUUGUAAUAAAACCCAAGGUACGUCUGGUUCAAGGUUAACGAGCCCGGUUACCUCAACUCGGAAUCCAAUUAGCGAAAAUCGGAACCCAGUUAGUGAGAAUCGGAACCUCGACCCCAUAUCUUGGUAUACCCCUUGGGAUAUUUCCCGAUUCCAGUUUUAAUCUACCAUCUAAAUGCCCCCUGGUUGU
Messenger RNA from Daucus carota subsp. sativus, 2287 nucleotides. RefSeq lists its product as uncharacterized. The transcript has 2 exons. NCBI's taxonomy places the organism in Eukaryota, Viridiplantae, Streptophyta, Magnoliopsida, Apiales, Apiaceae. The record is from RefSeq and is a predicted model, not a curated record. Bases 178 to 2097 code for a protein of 639 amino acids.